This is a messenger RNA of Ilex paraguariensis (yerba mate), 2851 nucleotides long. NCBI's taxonomy places the organism in Eukaryota, Viridiplantae, Streptophyta, Magnoliopsida, Aquifoliales, Aquifoliaceae. The record is from the annotation of a GenBank genome assembly.
ACUCGUUGGCCGCUUUUACUCUCCUCGAUAGUUAGUCUUUCAGGCAAUGAAACAAUGAAUGAAUCAUCUCUGAAAGAUGAUCCGAACACACGCACAACGUAGGUUCUUCCAUUCCCUCACAAGAACUUCUUCUGAGGCGCCAUUUCUAUCCUUGACAAAUCCAAGGAAUUACCCUCUCGAGUCCCUGGCCCUCCUCUCUUCUUGCAAAGACUUGAACUCUCUCCUGCAAAUCCAUGCCCAUUUCAUUAUCUCAGGUUUCAAUCCUAACAACUCGACAUAUACCCAUCUCAUUAAUUUGUACUCGUCCUUCAAAAAACCCGAUUAUGCUCGCUCUGUAUUCAAUUCUACACCGAACCCAGCUGUGAUUUUAUGGAACUCAAUGAUCAGAGCUUAUAUAAGGUCAAACCAGCAAGAAGAAGCUCUUAAAAUAUACGGUUACAUGUUGGAAAAACAGUUACAACCAGACAAGUACACAUUCACUUUUCUACUCAAAGCUUGUGCUGAAUUAUUGGAUUUAGAAGAGGGUGUUUCCAUUCAUCGAGAAAUAGUUGAUAAGGGUCUGGAAUGUGAUGUGUUCAUUGGGACUGGGCUUGUGGAUAUGUACUGUAAAACGGGUGAUUUAGAAAGUGCAAGAAGAGUGUUUGAUAAAAUGUCAAACAAGGAUAUAGUGGCCUAUAAUGCAAUGCUUUCAGGUUUGUCCCAAAGCUCGAAUCCUAAAGAGGCAGUGGGGUUCUUUAGGCAAAUGCAAGUGGGUGGUGGUGGUAUGGAGCCUAAUUCAGUGAGCUUACUGAAUUUGUUGCCUGCAAUAUCAAAAUUAAUGGAUAUCAAAUCUUGCAAGUCUAUCCAUGGAUAUGUGGUUAGAAGGGUUUUCCCAACUGCUGUUUUGAAUGGGUUAAUUGAUUUGUACUCUAAAUGUGGAUACGCAGAUAUUGCUAGGGUGAUUUUUCGUCAGAUGUGGGGCCGAGAUGAAGUUUCUUGGGGUACGAUGAUGGCAGGGUAUGCACAUAAUGGAAGUUUUUGCGAGGUUUUAGAGUUAUUUGAUCAGAUGAGACUGGAGAAUUUGAAAAUGAAUAAGGUAUCAGCUGUGAGUGCUUUGUUGGCAGCUGCUGAAAUGAGGAACUUAGAAAAGGGGAUGGAGAUUCAUGAUUGUGUUAUGCAACAACGGCUUGAUUCAGAUAUUGUGGUGGCUACUCCUAUAAUGACAAUGUACGCCAAGUGUGGAGAGUUUGAGAUGGCUAAAGAGUUGUUAAGGAGACUUGAGGGGAGAGAUUUAAUUGCUUGGUCUGCGAUUAUAGCUGCUUUUGCACAAUCUGGGUGUGCUGAAGAAGCACUCUCUCUAUUUCGAGAAAUGCAUAAUGAGAAUUGGAAGCCAAAUAGGGUAACUCUAGUUAGUGUUCUUCCAGCCUGUGCAGAAUUAUUGUCUUUGAAACUAGGGAAGAGCUUACACUGCUAUGCUAUCAGGGUUGGUAUUGAUUCUGAUAGUUUAACAGGAACAGCACUAGUUUCCAUGUAUGCUAAAAGUGACCACUUAACUUCGGCCGUGAUUAUAUUCAAUAGGCUGCCACAUAAAGAGGUGGUGACAUGGAAUGCUUUGAUAAAUGGGUAUGCUCAGAUAGGCGACCCCUACCAUGCAAUGGAAAUGUAUCACCAAUUACAGUUAUCUGAGAUACUCCCGGACGCAGGAACAAUGGUGGGUGUUGUUCCAGCCUGCACCCUCUUAGGUGACUUGGACCGAGGGGCUUGUAUUCAUGGGCAAACUAUUAAGGGCGGGUUUGAGUCAGACUGUCAUGUGAAUAAUGCACUCAUUGACAUGUACGCAAAAUGUGGAAGCCUUUGGUCAGCAGAAUUUUUGUUCAGAAAAGCUGAAUUCCUUAAAGAUGAGAUAUCCUGGAACACAAUGAUUGCAAGGUACAUGCAGCAUGGACUUGCCAAGGAAGCCAUUUCUUCUUUCUGCCAGAUGAAAUUGGAGUCGCUGCAGCCUAACUUAGUCACAUUUGUAAGCGUCCUUCCUGCAGUAGCAUAUGUGGCAGCCUUGAAAGAAGGCAUGGCUAUUCAUGUCUGCAUAAUCCAAAUGGGAUUUCAGUCUCAUACACUUGUUGGAAAUAGUCUCAUUGACAUGUAUGCCAAAUGUGGGCGCCUUGAUUACUCGAAACAAAUUUUUAAUGAGAUGGAAAAUAAGGACACGGUUUCAUGGAAUGCUAUGCUUGCUGGGUACGCAGUGCAUGGGCAUGGAGAUCAAGCUCUUUCAUUUUUCUCACUUAUGCAAGAGAGUUAUGUUGAGGUUGAUCCUGUGUCCUUUGUCAGUGUUUUGUCUGCUUGCAGACAUGCGGGUUUGAUUGAGGAAGGGAGGAAAAUAUUUUACUCUAUGCGUGAAAAACACCACCUUGAACCAGAUGUUGAACAUUAUGCUUGCAUGGUGGAUCUGUUAGGUCGUGCAGGGUUGUUUGAUGAAACUUGGGGUUUAAUUGAGACAAUGCCAAUGGAACCUGAUGCAGGAAUUUGGGGAGCCCUAUUGGGUGCAUGUGGAAUGCAUUCUAAUGUGAAGUUAGGAGAGGUGGCAUUAAAUCAUCUUGCUAAACUCGAGCCUGGGAAUCCAGCUCAUUAUGUGGUCUUAUCGGGCAUCUAUUCUCAAUCUGGUAGGUGGGGCGAUGCACGACACACGAGAUUAAAGAUGAAUGACAGUGGAUUAAUGAAAGCUCCUGGAUGUAGCUGGGUUGAGGUCAAAAACAGGGUCCAGGCGUUUCAAGUAGGUGACAAGACACAAUUAGAGCACAGGGAUUUGUUGGGGAAUUCUUUACUUGAUAAAACGGAGAAAAUGGGUUAUGUUCAAGAUCAGAGCUGUGUUACAUAG